CGAAGAAGAAGUAAAAAGAAGUUGAAGAAAAACCCGAGUGAUUUAUUACAUGACCAGAUCCGUUUCAUCCAAUCGGGUUGGCGGGUUUCCAUGUGGAUUCCGCCUAUAAAUUUGGAAUAAACCCAGGGGACCGAGGAACGACAGGUAGAGCUAGAGAGAGAGAGAGAGUGAGAGGAGGACUCGGGGAGGUCCUUCUGCAAUAAAGAUGACGGGCGAGAUCGUCCUGGAUUCUUGCAUAUGCUAAGUCUCGUUAUUGUCUUGCCUGGAGCGAAACCCACCUCGAAAAGAUUUUCCAGAGGAUCCUAUAUCCAAUUGGCUCAAGAAAGAGCAAGUGGGUCUCGCUUCAAGCUUGAGGUCGUUGUUUCUUCCCGGCAUUCUCAGUGAGAAGUUUCUCACUCGAAGAGAGAGAGAGAGAGAGAGAGGAAAUAAUUCUCUCUUCUUUGUUUUAUUGUGCAUCCUGCACAGCUGGGUGAACAAGGUGGGGAUUUUGGUGGGGUUUUAGUCUGCUCUUGAUGGAAGAGAGCUGUAGAAAAAUGGUGGGCUAGUCUCGAGUUUGCAUUUGUAGUUGUCCGGAAGAUUCUUUUCUUGAUUCUCGUUUUCUGCAUUCCUUUUGGGUAACUUGGUUUUGGGUUCUUGGGAACAAAUUACAGAGAAUUUUGAGAUUUUAGUGGGAGUGUGAUGGCUGGGACUGGAAAAGAAUGGUGGAGUUGGAGAUGUUUUGCGAUGAUAGUGAUUAUAUCUCUUGUUGGAGCUUCAGUCUUUGUUUCGGCAAAAGAAGAUGGUAGAAAAGAAGGUCCAAGUAGCAGAAAGAGUGAAUCUAAAAUGGAUCUCGCCAAGGCUGUACUCAAUUUCUUAUGGCAAAAGGGAAAAUUGGGUUAUACGCGUGUUUGGCCGGAAAUGGAAUUCGGCUGGAAGAUUGUGGUCGGAUCGAUAAUUGGAUUUUUUGGAGCAGCAUUUGGGAGUGUGGGGGGAGUUGGGGGCGGUGGCAUUUUUGUUCCCAUGCUCACUUUGAUCAUUGGUUUCGAUGCCAAGUCGUCAACAGCUAUAUCGAAAUGUAUGAUCAUGGGUGCAGCAGCAUCUACCGUUUACUACAACCUUAAGUUGAGGCAUCCCACACUUGAACUGCCAAUCAUUGACUAUGACUUGGCACUUCUUUUCCAGCCAAUGUUGGUGCUUGGAAUCAGCAUUGGAGUCGCCUUCAAUGUCAUAUUUGCCGACUGGAUGAUCACAGUUUUGUUAAUCAUUCUUUUCUUAGGCACCUCAACAAAAGCUUUCUUGAAAGGUGUGGAAACUUGGAAAAAAGAAACAAUACUCAAGAAGGAGGCUGCUAGACGACUGGAAACAAACGGGAAUGCAGCUGAGGAAGCGGAGUACAGCCCUCUACCAGGAGAGCCAGAUAAUGGCAAUGAGACAGAAAGCAAGGAAACCAAAAGAACUGAGGCUCCUAUUCGGGAGAAUGUAUACUGGAAGGAACUGGGGCUUCUCGUACUUGUCUGGGUCGCCAUACUUGCAUUGGAAAUCGGAAAGAAUUACACAACCACCUGUUCAGCUCUAUACUGGGUUUUAAAUCUUCUGCAGAUACCGGUCGCUUUUGGAGUUUCUGGGUAUGAGGCAUAUAACUUGUACACAGGGCGGAGAGUGAUAGCUUCCAGAGGCGAAGUGGCGGCUAACUGGAAAAUAAGCCAGCUAGUCAUGUAUUGUGCCUUUGGCAUAGCAGCGGGUAUGGUUGGUGGAUUGCUUGGUCUAGGUGGAGGAUUCAUUUUGGGGCCACUUUUUCUUGAGCUGGGAAUCCCUCCUCAGGUCUCAAGCGCCACAGCCACUUUUGCCAUGACAUUUUCCUCAUCCAUGUCCGUUGUAGAAUAUUAUCUCCUGAAGCGUUUCCCAGUUCCCUAUGCUCUCUACUUUGUGGCAGUGGCAACAAUUGCUGCCUUCACUGGGCAACACGUUGUCAGAAGGAUAAUAGCCAUUCUAGGGCGAGCAUCUUUGAUUAUUUUCAUCCUCGCCUUCACAAUUUUCGUGAGUGCGAUAUCACUAGGUGGGGUCGGCAUAGUGAACAUGAUCGAGGACAUAGAGAAUAAAGAGUACAUGGGAUUCGAGGACCUGUGCUCAGCGGAUUCUUGAUACAACUAUAAUUUUUGCUCUUCUUCUUUUUCAGUAAUCUACCGUUCUUUUCUGUAGUGAAAACUUGUUGUCUCGUCAUUUACUAUGGAUUUUGGCCAUUCAGGACAAUUACAUGUAGCGCCUUUCUAGUUGACCGUGGAACUUGCUUUCUGUUGACCACUGCGGUUUAACGGCUAGAUAACUCUGUGCCGGCCAUAUACAACAAUAAUUUUUGUCAGGUGGUUGAUUGAUUGAGGCUGACCUCAUUGGUGACAUAAAUGGCGUACUGAGUAGAUCUUUCCCAGGA
Eucalyptus grandis is the source of this 2407-nucleotide messenger RNA. RefSeq names its product sulfite exporter TauE/SafE family protein 3. The coding region runs from base 679 to 2121 and encodes 480 amino acids. The transcript has 12 exons. Gene Ontology annotation, cellular component: Cul4A-RING E3 ubiquitin ligase complex; membrane. The record is from RefSeq and is a predicted model, not a curated record. Gene Ontology annotation, biological process: protein ubiquitination. Lineage: Eukaryota; Viridiplantae; Streptophyta; Magnoliopsida; Myrtales; Myrtaceae.